AUGGCCAGCUCCACCCAGUCCUUGUUCAGCCUUGACCCCGAGCACAUUUCCUGCGUCGGAGGGCGGACGGUAGUUACAUGCAAAGGUUGCGCAGGGAAUGCCCCGAGAGGAGCAAUCUGCCUCAACUGCAACGGUCGCGGCUUCAACAUCUUUAUCUGUGCACACUGCAACCCUGCAGCUGCAGCUGCCGCAGCCAGAGCAAUGGUGAACCCCACAGCUGCAUCUGCAGAAACACCCGGAUCCUCAACACCGUCAUCCCCGAGCUCGCUCAGUCGCAGCUCGUCUAAUUCGCAUUCUUCCCACGCUGAUCCAAGCAUCGCUCGUUCGUACGGAAAAUAUGGGGAUGGUCGUGAUAGCACUAGCUGUGGGAGGAUUGAUAGCAAUAUGAAUAAGCCGAGAAAUCCUUGA
Penicillium expansum is the source of this 408-nucleotide messenger RNA. RefSeq lists its product as uncharacterized. Bases 1 to 408 code for a protein of 135 amino acids. The transcript is spliced from 2 exons. Lineage: Eukaryota; Fungi; Ascomycota; Eurotiomycetes; Eurotiales; Aspergillaceae. The record is from RefSeq and is a predicted model, not a curated record.